CGCAGGAUCGCGUCGCACAAAUUAUGCCCACCGCCCGCAUUGUUGUGCAAUGCGCCAUACCCUCGCUCUCCCUCUAUGAAUGUUGUUGACUGAGGCGCGUGUGUGAAAGCCCUACGUGACAACAAUAGACAGCUGUGCCCGCAGCUUGCCUGUACGGCGCUCGUCAAGCCAUGCCUCGCGCUCCCCUUCGUCGCAAUCAGCUCAACCGAAAUGGCCCGAUUCCACGCGGCGCAAAAAAAAACAACAGUAGCCCGGCUAAACUGGAAUUAGAGAAGAAGCUGGCGCAUAAACCAAUCGGCCCUCGACCGAACGAUAGCGAUGACAGCGAUAGGCUCGUUGUCAAAGGCAAUGGGAGGAGAGGCAGAAAUGUUCCAAGGCAGGAGAUUUACGCUUCUGGUGCAGUGGCUGCUGGUGACAAGCCGGGGAACUACCCUACCAGAGCCCAAAGGAGGAAAAACAUGUCCCAAGCGACGAGGGAGAUUGUUGCGACCGAUCACCAGGAGACGCGAAAAGAUGCGGGCUCCAGCCAGGUCAACAAGCAGCUACACCAGCCCAAGCCUAGGUCUCCCACCACGAAUGGAAUCUUGAAAAAUGCGACGCACACGAACAAGGUACCUGCCACAACUAUAUCACCGGCUAUGAAAGCUCCGGCUUCUGUUCAGCGUGCCACACAGCCGACUUCGGCAAGGGAAGAUUCCAUUCUCGGUACCUUGAAGCCCAGACGACGGCAGCCUAGCAUUCUGCAAAACCUGGAUCAGGAUUCGUCGAGUUUUGACCUAGGCGAGGAAGAAGAUUUUCUACCCGAUGACGAGUCUACACCGUUCGGCGUCUCUAAACUAUCGGACAAAAUUACAACCCCUGUUCCAGCUUCACCUAUGCUCUUGUCAUCAUCACGGAAACGCAAAUAUGGCUCCUCCAAUCCUCUUAAGUCAGCUGAGAUGGAAUCCGUGCAAAAGCCAGCGACGUCACCCUUAAAGAUCAUGCAUACAUCGGAAACUACCCCGGAGUCCUUGCUUCCAGCUGUACCGCUGUCCAGUUUGCGUGAGUCAGGGCGAAGGCACCGCGAGAAUGUUCGUGACGAAGAUGAUAUCAUGGCCCUCCCACAGAGCAGUUCCUCUCCUGCACCAUCCCCUGUAAAGAGGACAACUUCAUCAUCCACAAAACCAACAAAGCAUCCUACGAAGCUAGCUCCAGUCAUGACCACGAAGGAGCUCCAAACUCACAUGAUGCCCACCAAGAGGCGAAGGACCGAUCGGGAGCGAAAACAAACCCGUGAAAACUUCGACAUUCCAGCCGAUCUCGAUCUUUCAGAAUCCGAAGCCUCCGAGCAAGACGUGUCGAAUUUCCUUCCCUCGAAGAAGGCAAAGAAAUCACGACGGAAAGGACCUUUGACCAAGGCAGGCCACACGCGGACCAAGGUUAAAUCGGGGAAAGCUGAAAGGCGGGACACUGUUGCUGCGUCAUCAAAAUCAAGGCCAAAAUCAAGUACGAACCACCUCAUCACUACUACUUCGCCUAUAUUGAGGCCAUCUACUUCGAACCGCGAAGCUAAGUCUCCGUCACAGCAUUCUACAAACUUGUCAUCGAAUAUCAACGCAGAAUCCCAGGCAGGACCGCCGAAGCAGUAUGGUGGCUCCCUCCACGGAAACCGAGAUACGGCUCAUUGGCAAGACAAGGAAAACUACUUUAAUCAAGACGGAAAACCUAGCCAUCCGGGUCACGAUCGAGUCGAGGACACGAGUAGCCUAAGUGAGACGCGAGAACAAUUCGCUGAAGGAGAUAGCAGAGUACAGAGCAAGCUAAUACCCACAGGGAAAAGCAAGUGGGCAGAAAUAGAUGCUUGGGAUAUGGAUUUUGAAGACGUUGAAGUUGUGACUGGGUCGGGUGGUAGCUCACCAACGCGUAGGUGACAAGCAAGGCUGCAUUACUUUCACUUCACACGACUUCAGGAUAGCAAUGUCCCACGAUCAUGGUACGAUCAAUGAGCAAAUGAAUGGGUCAUCUGUGCGAGUCUUCUCCAAUUCUAUGAGCACAAUCUCCACCGAGCUCUUGGUUGAAUGCCAACCAAGCUGUUGAAGCACGAGACCGCAACGCCGGGGAUCCGGCGUAAUAGCAACAGCUAAAUGCCAGCGUUAGCAUUCACCCAAUCUUUUGGUGUAUCAAGGAGAUGAUGCAUCAAUCACGCGAAUCGUCCUCGUCCAGAAAAUAGAUACACAAUUCUAUAAUUGUCACUUCA
Messenger RNA from Cladophialophora immunda, 2236 nucleotides. RefSeq lists its product as uncharacterized. The coding region runs from base 171 to 1910 and encodes 579 amino acids. Lineage: Eukaryota; Fungi; Ascomycota; Eurotiomycetes; Chaetothyriales; Herpotrichiellaceae. The transcript has a single exon. The record is from RefSeq and is a predicted model, not a curated record.